Messenger RNA from Hypanus sabinus (Atlantic stingray), 8579 nucleotides. RefSeq names its product RAB20, member RAS oncogene family (gene rab20). The transcript is spliced from 2 exons. The record is from RefSeq and is a predicted model, not a curated record. NCBI's taxonomy places the organism in Eukaryota, Metazoa, Chordata, Chondrichthyes, Myliobatiformes, Dasyatidae. The coding region runs from base 6802 to 7383 and encodes 193 amino acids. Gene Ontology annotation, molecular function: GTPase activity; GTP binding.
UCUAACCCCACUCCAGAGGCUGAUAAUGUUAAGUGGCAGCUGAUUUAGAUGGCUUCUGCUUGGCUCAUGUUUCUGGUCUGGAAUUCCCCACCAGAGGAAAUUCUCUCUCUUUCUCUCUCCCACCCCUCUCUUAUCCCUUCCCCCUCCCUCUCACCACCCCAUUUCUCACUCUCCUUCUUCUCUCCUCUUACUCCUUCACUUCUCUUCCCUCUUCUUUUCUGCAUCCCCUCCUACCUUUCCCUUACCCCCUUUUCCCCAUUUACCCCUUCUUCCCCAUCUUUCACCCCUUUCUCUCCCUCUUUCCACCCUUCCCCAGUCCCCUCUUUCCCCGCUUCCAUCUUUCUGUCACUCUCUCUCUCUCUCUACUCUCAGACUAUACCCUCCAGGAAAUGCUUUUGCUGAUCUUUGAGAUUACAUCUUGAAACAGCUCGCUGCCUUUUUCCUUGCUUUGAUCACUUUCUGGUGUAUGUGAAUGUGAAAGCUCUCCCUCUCGUCCAUCUGUAGUUCAUCUGCUGUGUGGGCACUGCUUCUGCUAUGCGGCAUGGUAACAGAGUGGUUAGCACAAUGGGUUACAGCACCAGCACCAGUGAUGGGGGGUUCAGGUCCCCCUGCUCUGGGUAAGGAGUUUAUACAUUCUCCCUGUGACCAUCGAUUCUCUGUUUUCCUCCCACAUUCCAAAGGUUGGGUUUGGGAAGCUGUGAGCAUGCCGUGUUGGGCCAGGACCAUGUCAGCACUUACAGGCUGCCUCUGAGCACUACCUUGGGCCCGUAUUGGUCAUUGCAUCUCACAGUACAUGUGACAAAUAAAGCUAAUUAAUCCCUUUAAAAACUUUUCUAAGCUGCUCCUCUGUGCUUUUGAGCACCGGACUAAUUUGCAGUGGGUGGACAAGGGAGGGGCUUGCAGGCCACUGGGGCAAAUUCACUUGCCGUGCUUGUGUGGCAGAGGAAUUGCUCGCUGGGGCUGCUUGACUCAGUUUGCAGCAGCUCCCGUGUAGAGGCUGCGGCUGUGGGAAGCUAGUAAAAUUAUCUUUGGCCUUUCACUGACAGCACUGACUAAGUAAGUUCCAGUUUACUGUAUGGUGAAACCUUGAGGAGCUGUGCUGCUCACAUACUGGUUUAGUACCUCUUUAAGUAAACAUAUCUGAUUUUGUUUUGAGUCAUUGACAGAAAUGUUAAUUGUGCAACAUUCUGUCCGAUAGACACUGGAGCCACAGAUUGUUCCUCUGCCUCUAGUCACAAGAUCAGGCUGCGAAUUGUUUGAUUUGCCAACAGCUUGUUACAACAUACUCACAUGACUUCUAGACCCAUGUGGCUUGUUCCUAUAAAACAUAAUUCACGCCCCCACCUCCCGCUUAAAUCACUACCAGAGGCCAGGCAAGGGAAUUUAGAGCUUUAGCAACUGUGUGGGGAAAUGAGUGGGACGGGAGGAGGGUGAAAUGUCAAGGGAGUAGGAAUGCAGAAGUGAGCAAUGUUAUAAUUCAGUAAAAGUCUGGCUGGACCCAACUGGAUGCUCCAUAUCCCGAGAUCACUUUCCCCAUGACUACUCACUGCUUCUCAUUGAGGGCUCUGGGAACGUCCUUGGCUGGUGGGGAGAGGUGUUGUCCAAGUGUUAGUACAGGGUAUAGUCUUCUCAGCGUGGUCUGUCCAUCUCCCCUACCAUGGUGGGACAGCCAUUCAUCACCAGCUUAUGCCUGGAGUACCAUCUCCCUGACCCUAAACUUACCCGCUGUAUGUUGAAAGUGUGUUUUACAGAAUCAGAAUUGGGUUUAAUAUCUCUGACAUAUGCCCGUAUAUGUAUGUAGGCCUCCGUUAGUCUCCAUAGACCAUGGAUUUGCGUCUUGGAAGGUUUCCAGGGUGCAAGCCUGGGCAAAGUUUUUUUAAAUGGAAGAUCAUAAGCUGCAAAUGUUGUGGUUUCUCAUGCCCCACAAACGACCAGGAGACGCAGAAGAUUCUUCAAGAAGUAUUAAACUUUAAUUUGCAAAUCAAAGCUGAGACAGUCAUUGAGCUAGUCGCUGAUUGCCCACCGAUCCUUGUACAUAGCAUUUUUUAUAGCAAUCUCCUGGUUUAGUGGCAUUAGCAUAUCCAAUCUGUCUACAGUUGCAUAUCACAAGUACAUCCACCACUAUUGUUUCAACCUAUUGACUUAAUCAUGUUCUAAUCUACAUCUCUUAGCUACCUCUCAUUCACACACCAUUGUCUUCUACAUUCUUAAGAUUUCAUUCUCCUACUAAAUUGGAUACAUGCAUGGCAAUAGCAAACUCAAAGCUGACUAUAUAGUUUUGGUUACACAGCGAACAAUGCAACUUUUAUACUCCAAUACAAGUCUCCCCUCUCCACGCAACCGAUGUUGUCCAAGGGAAGAACAUUAGGGGUAGAAGCUGUUCCUAAAGUGUUGAGUGUGUGCCUUCAGGCUCUGUACCUCCUCUCUGAUAAGAAAGAGAAUGUCCAGGGGGAUGUGGAUCCUCAAUGAUGGAUGCCACCUUUUUGAGUAAUCUCCUUCUCCAGACUGGGGUGGCUAAUGCCCAUGAUUUCUUCCUGUUAAUAGAGUCCGAGUUUGCAACCCUGUGCAGUGGCCCCUUCAUCCCACACAGUAAUACAAUGCUUUCCACAGAACAUCUGUAGAAAUUUACUAGAGUCUUUGGUGACAUUCCAAGUCUCCUUCCUCAAACUAUUAAUGAAAUAGACCCACUGACAUGCUUUCUUUGUAAUUACAUCAAUCUGUUGGGCCCAGAAUAGACCUUCUGGGAUGUUGACACCCAGGCGCUUGAGGCUGCUGAACCUGAUGUGUGUUCUCUUGGCGUUGCUGACAUUGAGCGUAAAGUUGUUGUUGUGAUGCCACUCAGCUAGCUGAUCUGUCUCACUCCUGUACUCCUCCUCACUACCAUCUGAUAAUGUGCCAACAACGGUUGUGUUGCUGGCAUAUUUACAGAAGACCAGACGAGACAGCAACUCUUGGGUCGUUACCUGGCGUGUUCCAGUGGUGACCCCACCAUGGUGCUGGUCUCUGUACUGUGCCUCCUUCCUGUAAACACUGACCCUACAUGGCACAGCUCCUGCCUCAUCCGGGGAAGUUCUUGUGUUGCAGCUGCCUAGCAAAUCUUCCUGCCCCUUCAUUUGCGGUGUCCUUGGAUUCACCCGUAACAGUGCCUUGGCCACCAGCCCUGCCCUGGAGAGGGCUGCUGUCAUCAUCCUGCUCUCACUUGGGAGGAGGAGCAGCAGCUGCCGGUGGGAUCCCGGACACUGAUCCAAUAGGGGCCAGUGCACCCCGUAGUGUGAGUGUUUCCCAAAGCAGUCAAUGCCCAGUGGCAGGAUUCUCAAGAAUACCGUUCCUCUCUCCAUCACUACCCAAUGCCUAUCAACGAGGGAGUCUCAUGGAAACCUAUCAAAUAUUGAAAGGCAUAGAUAGAGGGGAUGAGGAGAGGAUAUUUCCUGUAGUGGGCGAGUCUAGGACCAGAGGGCACGGGCUCAGAAUAAAGGGACCCCAUUUAGAACAGAGGUGAAGAGGAAUUUCGUUAGCCAGAGGGGUUGAAUCUAUGAAAUUCAUUGCUGCAGGCAGUGUGGAGGCCAGGUCAUUGAGUACAUUUAAGGUGGAGGUUGGUAGGUUCUUGAUUCAUCAGCGUGUGAAAGGUUACAGGGAGAUGGAAGGAGACUGGAGUUGAGAGGGUCAGUCAAGAUCAAACGGUGGAGCAGACUUGAUGGGUCAAAUGGCCUAUUUCUGCUCCAAUGUCUUAUUGUCUACCUGUUGCUACCUCUGGGCUGCCUAGAAUGCACCUGAUGGGCCAAAUAGCCUGUUCCCAUUUCAUUGGAUUAGGAAUGCUGAGCAGGUCGAUGCACCGCAGUCGUUUGUAUGUGUCAGACAGCAUAAUUCUCGACCUGCUACUUCCGGUCUGGUAUAAUUCUUUCAAUCCUGCAUUGAUUUUCACAGUGGCUUGACUGAAGGCUUUUAACUGAUUGUUCCUGGAGCUGGACCUUGGCCCAGGUAAACCUGGAGAUCAGAUGACUGGGAGUGGUAGAAACCUGCCAUUGAACAAAGCUGUUUGUGUGGACACAGGUUAAGGUUACAUUGAAUUGUAAAGAAAUGAAAACAAGUCAAGCAUUGUUGAGGAUGACGAUUUGAAUUUCCACACCUCCCCCAAACCCCCAUCCUGAGAGUCAACCCUGAAUAAAAGCCAGGCUGGGGAGUUGUAGGGUCACAGGUUUUAUAAGCCUCCGGUUCCGCCCUGUUGGAGAUGUGAGUCCAGUUCAAGGCACUGCGUCCCAGCCAGAGGGAGGGUGUGGAGGAGGUUAUGUGGAGCAGACACAGGAAUGAGGGAGUUCAUUUCCACAGGGAGACCAGGCAAGCUGGGACUGCUCUUUCCGGUAGGAAGCUUCAGGAGAGAUUUAAUGGAGGUGUUCAAAAACAGGAGAGGCUUUGCUGGAGAAACUGUUCCUUGUGAGACAGAGUUGGUGCUGUGGUGAACUACGUGUGCCUGUCUGGACAAGCCCCCUGCUGACUGUUCCUGUGGCUCCUCCCACAGGCCCCUGUAUAAAGGCGGUCGAGGCCUGAUGCUUGGCCUCAGUCUCCAGGAUGUAGUAUGAUGGUCACUCACUGCUGGUUCCUUCUUCCAGUCAAUACCAUUCCCUUCCAAGUGGAGUGUGACGCCUCCGAUUUCGCUCUGGCUGCUGCCCUCAAUCAGGAAGGCAGGCCAGUAGCAUUCUUUUCUCGUACCCUCCAGGGCUCUGAAAUUUGGCACUCCACGGUGGAGAAAGAAGCCCAGGCCAUAGUGGAGGCUGUUAGGCACUGGAGGCACUAUCUCGCUGGCAAGAGGUUCACCUUGCUGACCAACCAGCGCUCGGUUGCGUUCCUGUUCAGCAACCAACAGCAGGGCAAAAUCAAAAAUGAUAAGAUUUUGCGGUGGAGAAUAGAACUCUCCACCUACAACUAUGACAUCCUGUACCGGCCUGGCAGACUCAAUGAGCCCCCUGAUGCCCUAUCCCCGGGAACAUGUGCUAGCGCACAGCUCGACCAGCUGUAUGCCCUUCAUGCACAACUUUGCCAUCCAGGGGUCACCCGAUUUUACCAUUUCGUGGAAGCCCGGAACCUGCCAUACUCCCUGGAGGACAUCAGGACGAUGACCAGGGACUGCCAAGUCUGCGCUGAGUGCAAACUGCACUUCUACCGUCCUGACACUGUGCAACUUGUCAAGGCCACCCGCCCUUUUGAACGUCUGAGUGUUGACUUUAAGGGCCCCCUUCCCUCCACUGACCGCAAUGUCUAUUUUCUCAAUGUUAUCGACGAGUACUCACUGUUCCCCUUUGCCAUUCCCUGCCCCGACACCACUGGUACGUCUGUCAUAAAAGCCCUGCGCCAGCUCUUCACUCUGUUCGGGUAUCCCUGCUAUAUCCACAGUGAUAGAGGGUCCUCCUUUAUGAGUGACGAGCUGCGCCAGUACCUGCUAGCUAGGGGCAUUGCUACUAGUCGGACCACGAGUUAUAAUCCCCGGGGUAAUGGACAGGUGGAGCGGGAGAAUGCCACGGUGUGGAAGGCCAUACUUUUGCCCAUAAGUCAAAAGGGUUGCCGGUUUCUCAAUGGCAGGAGGUCCUCCCUGAGGCACUCCACUCUAUCUGCUCUCUGUUAUGUACGUCCACCAAUGCCACCCCUCACGAACGCCUAUUCUCUUUUCCCAGGAAGUCUGUCACUGGGACCACCCUACCAGUUUGGGUGACGUCCCCGGGGCCAGUGCUGCUCCGGAAACAUGUGAGGAGUAAUAAAUACUCCCCACUGGUCGAGAGGGCUCACUUACUACAUGCGAACCCCCAGUAUGCCUACGUGGUCUUACCUGAUGGGCGGGAGGACACGGUCUCCAUCCGCGACCUGGUGCAGCAGACCACUACCCUGAAGGCUCUCCGGUAACUAUGAACCCUGUACCCGAGGUGACACCGUGCUCACCAGGCCCUACAUAGACUCCUCACGACACUUAUAUACCGGACGUUUCGCACGCAUUUAUACCAGGCGCCUCGCACAUGCGUGAGGGAUCACUGGCGACUAGUGGGCUGGAACCAGCACAACCUCCAUCUCCUGUGCAAUCACCAAUGUCGCCGGCAUCUGUGCAAUCACAGCCGGUGCUACGUAGAUCGCAGCGACAGAUUCGACCACCUGAUAGACUUGACCUGUAAGAAACUUCGCCACAUGGGGACUCUUUUAAACAAAGGGGGGCGGGUGAAUGUGGUGAACUACGUGUGCCUGUCUGGACAAGCCCCCUGCUGACUGCUCCUGUGGCUCCUCCCACAGGCCCCUGUAUAAAGGCGGUCGAGGCCUGAUGCUCGGCCUCAGUCUCCAGGACGUAGUAUGGUGGUCACUCACUGCUGGUUCCUUCUUCCAGUCAAUAAAAGCCGAUAUCUUGCCUUACGUCUCAGAGUGAGUUAUUGAUGGUACAUCAGGUGCCGAGAAGGCACUGAAGGAAGGGGAACCAGAGAGGGGAGGAAGUUACAAUAAGAUAUUGAUGGGAUGCAGAGCUGGGCUGAGAAGAGGCAGGUGGAGCUCAUCCUAGGAAGAGUGCUAAGUCGAACUUGAAGGCAGAAUGCAGGACCCUUGGCAGAGGGACCUUGGGGUCCACGUCAGAGAUCCCUCAAAGUUGCCGCGUGAGUUGAUCGGGUGAUUAAGAAGACAAAUGGUGAGCCUGUCUUUAUUAGUCGAGGGACUGAGCUCAAGAGUUGUGAGGUGAGGUGACUGCUCUGUCAAACUGGUUAGACACAGUUCUGGUUGUCUCGUUACAGGAAGGACGUGGAAGCUUCAGAGAGGGUGUGGAGGACAUUUACCAGGAUGCUGCCCAGAGUAGAGAGCAUGUCUUAUGUGAAGCUGAGUGAGCUGGGGCUUUUCCCUUUUGAGCAAAAGAGGAUGAGAGGCCGGGAGCAGUUCCACGGUCUGGGCUCCCUGUACUGCCGGGGCGCGGCCGCUGUCAUUCUCACCUAUGACGUGACGAGCCGACAGAGCCUGCGGGAGCUGGAGGACCGCUUCUUGGCGCUGACCGAAUCGGCACAGCCCGGCUGCAUCUUCGCCGUGGCGGGCAACAAGACUGACCUGACGGACGAGCCGGGGGCGGAGGGGGAGGGGGAGGCAGAGCCGCGGCCCCGAGCACAGAAGCAGGUGUCGAGGCAGGACGCCAUCUCGCUGUACAAGCAACUGCUCCUGUACCGCAUGCUGGAAGAGGGCGACCUGCCCGCCGCCGAGACCAUGUGCUUUGAAACCAGCGCCAAGACGGGUCACAAUGUGGACCUGCUCUUCGAGACCGUCCUGGAUCUGGUAGUAGCCAGCAUCGUGAAGAAACCGAAGGAGCCGCCCGAGACCGUGGACCUGGGGCACAGCAGCAAACAGAAGAAGCCGCGAACUGCUUGUUGCACCUAGGACACCCUGUCCCCACCCAAAGGCACAGAGAUGGAGAGUCCCGCACGGAGCCACACUUUGUAAAAUAGUUGUGUUCUGGAACUCAUGGCGUCCCGGGACAGUGCCUCAGGCGGUGUUCUAGUAUACGGCAGGCCUGGAUGGAGACACGUGCAGUGGAGGCCCACGCAUUCUAGAUCCCACUGCCCUAGAACAAGCACAAAUUCUAGAGUGGAUGUAACCAGCCCUGUGCUGGGCUGGGGGGCACCCGAUAGCCUCGAGCUGCCGAAACUGGGAAUAUAGGUGAUCGGGGCCAGUCUAUCUUCAAACACUCAUGUCGUGGGUCCACUGCAUUCUGGAUCACCGGGCAGGAUAUUGAUAGUGCUGGAUUACCUGAGAACAUUGCCCUCCCGAUUUGCCCCUGUGUACUGGACACAGUGGAAGUGAGGCUCCCAUUGGUGGUCCCCGAGUAGCCCAGUCACUAGCGUCAAAGGUUCACGUGAUGGACUCCAUUAGCGGGCAGUUGCUGAUGACGUUGGGAGAACAACAAUCUGGUUCUCCCAUCCAGCUUGCAGCGGGACUGAAAAUGCAGAUGAUCGGAUUAUAAUUUAUUAAAGCAUCUAGCUGUGAAUUAAUUACUUUUAAACUGAAUGUAAUACUUGUACUGUGAUGCCUUAAAUGUGACCAAGUAAUCUUUCCUUAAAGAUUGCCAACACGUCCAUAAACAACUUAUAAGAAUGUCAGUGUUACCAGAUUUGAUCUUUAAAUUCACUGUUGAAUUUACCAGUCUGUGAAAACCAGUGGAACAGCAGGCCUGGCCUUGGAGAGUCCAACAGUGUACUGUCUGUGAACGAUUUCUGCUCAUCUACUCAAACAUUUAUAACUCUUUACAAGGGAACUGGGGCCCAUCGUUACUGUCGCUCUUAUUUAUUUCUGGCUCUUAAUUAUCACAGGGUUUUUCUUGCACUUAGCAGCCUAAAGCAGAUGAAGAGUCUCUGCCCGAUGCUGCCUGACCCGCUGAGUUCCUCCUGUAUCAUAUGUUUGUGCGCGUGUUGCUCCAGAUUUUCAGCAUCUGAGGUCUCGCUUGCAUCAGCAAUAUAAGCUUUUUCCCUCUAUCAGCUGUCCCCAUUUACCCUGUGUUGUUCACAGAAACUCUGUUGGGAUGUAAUUCAGUACUUGCCUUACUGACCAUGGUUUGGAAUAAACGUGCAGAACCUGCA